GUCGAGCAGCAGGAGCCGGUGGGCAGCAUGGCUGACUCGGUGCUACUGCUUAAGAGGGGUCCUUCUCGCUCCACGUGGCUGCGGGCCCGCAAGGCCCGGCCGCACCUCAUCCUCAGCUACCGGCCCCGCCGCCGGCUCGGGAGGCUGCGCUGGCGCGGCCGAAGGCGCUUUCGGCGGCGACUGCUGCAGGCCCAGGCGGCCGGCGCGGACUGGCGGGAGGGCGUCUGCCUGGUGUCGCGCUCGGCGGCGCCCCGGAGGCCCAAGACCGCGGCCCCCAGCCCCCGCCCGGCCGAGGAUCCGGCCCCGAGUUGUUCCGCGAUCCUCCCCAUCCCGCCUGUGCGGUCGGCCGGCUCGGGCCGCGCCGUGUUGCUGCUGCCGCUGGGGCAGGGCUUUACUUUUAGCGGGAUCUGUCGUGUGACCUGCCUCUAUGGCCAGGUGCAGGUGUUUGGUUUUACCAUCAGCCAAGGCCAACCUGCCCCAAAUGUCUUCUCUACCUAUACCCACUCUCGCCUGACUAUCAAUGCAGUUCAUUACUCAGUGCAUGAGAAAAGCAAGAAAGAGAUGAAAAGGGAAGCCCGAAGUUUGCUCAGAUCUUAUCUGAACCAAGAUGACAGAUACUGUUUGAUGAAGAACUUUUCUCCUCUCUGUUCCAUUCUGUUGCUGGAACGUCUGAAAACCUCCACUGUGAACUUCAUAAUCAGCCAUCCAGGUUUAUCUUACGUUUUCGUACAAGAGAUUCCGACUUUCCAGAUUAACUCUGAGUAUUUCGCCUUGAAAUCUGUGGGCAUCAGAAGAGAGAGAAAAAAAACCGGCCUUCGUUUGACCGAGAGUGCCUUUUCAGUCAUGGAAGAGUUAGUGAGCAUUUCUUGUGAAGAAGCCGACGGCUGCCCUGUCAUUCUGGUCUGUGGCUCUCAGGACAUUGGAAAGUCAACAUUUAAUAGAUACCUGAUUAACCAAUUGUUAAAUAGUAUAUCCUGCAUUGACUAUUUGGAAUGUGAUCUGGGACAGACAGAAUUUACUCCGCCAGGUUGCAUUUCUCUACUUAAUGUUACAGAACCAGUUCUAGGACCACCUUUCACCCACCAGAGGACACCCCAGAAAAUGGUCUAUUAUGGGAAGCCUUCUUGUAAAAACAACUUUGAAAAUUAUAUUGAGAUAAUAAAGUACGUGUUCAGCUCCUACAAGAGAGAGUCCCCUCUUAUCGUCAACACGAUGGGCUGGGUGACAGACCAGGGUCUCCUGCUGCUUAUUGACCUGAUCCGACUGCUGUCGCCCAGCCACGUCGUUCAGUUCAGCUCCGACCGGGGUAGGUACAUGCCAGACCUCAGCCCGAGCUACGUGGACGACAUGGACGGCUUGUACACAAAGAGCACGUCCAAAGCCAGAAACCGAGGAUUCCACGUGGCAGAGUUUGCAGACAGUUUGGAAUUUGCUGACGAAGAAAAGGAGAAUCCAGUUCUGUUGACUGGAUACAAACUGAUGUCCGUUAAGUCGGAGUUUGUGUCUGGAAAAACUCCAAGAAAUAGAGAAUCACAUAACAAAGUCCUUCGCGAAUUGGCAGUGCUGAGUUACCUUGGCCAGCUGCAGCCCCCAGUGCCGAAGCCACUGUGUCCCUUACAUGGUCUGACACCCUAUCAGGUCCCUUUCAACGCCGUCGCACUCCGGAUUGUCCAUGCUGAUGUCGCUCCUACCCACAUAUUAUAUGCUGUGAAUGCCAGCUGGGUUGGGCUUUGCAAGAUCCUGGAUGAUGUCAGAGGAUAUGCAAGUGGGCCCAUCCUGCUUGCCCAGACGCCCAUCUGUGAUUGUUUGGGGUUUGGAAUUUGUAGAGGGAUCGACAUGGAGAAGCGGCUUUACCACAUCCUCACUCCUGUGCCCCCGGAAGAGCUAAGGAACGUGAACUGUCUGCUGGUUGGAACCAUUUCCAUUCCACAGUGUGUCCUCAAGAGCCAGCGUGGGCUCGAAGGGACGAUACCUUACAUCACAACAGAUUAUAAUUUUAAACUUCCCGGAGCAUCAGAGAAAAUUGGAGCAAGAGAAAUUGAGGAAACACGUAAAGAGAAAGUACACCCCAAACCUAAAUUCUAUCGAAAAACAAACUGAUCCUGAUGUUCUUAAUAAGGGAAGGACCUUUUCUACCGAGAGCUUGACUCUGACUCCAGGCUGGCACCAGCGGACUGAUGGGGUUCUGUGGCCACGAACAGCACGGCGCGCUUACGUAGCAAAUGGGGCAGUGUUUGCUGCCUAACUCGUGGAUAUGUUCAGAGUACAUUUAAAUCUGUUCUUAAGUUGACAUGACCUAGAGGUUUGCCCUAGUCUUCUGUUUUAUUUUCUAAGGGAGUAAAGCAGCAGGGAAAAGUUUGUGCGCCCUUGAAACAAAAAGAACAUGGUAGAUUCCUCAUAAAGUUUUUCCAGUACCUGGUUGUUGGCAUCUGGAUAAAAAUAGAGUGACGGGAGCCACAGAAACGUCCCAAGGAGGAAGGCAGGCUGGCCAGCAGGAUGGAGAGCGUAACGGAAUAUGGUGGCGCCCUGUGGUCCUUGCCCUGGGGCGGGGGGCAUUCCCAUCCCUGCUCAUUGGAUGCUCUUCAGCCCCGUCCGUGCGUGUGGGGGCCAAGGGUUAAGCUUCUGGUCUGUUAAUCAAGGUUUCAGAGAGAAAAGUUUGACUCCAGAGCCCUUCUUCUUCCUUUUUAAAAUCUGAUGCUGAAAAAUUUUAUGCUGAAAAAAUGCUCUCAAAUCCAGGAAGCCUAUCUUGGGGCCUCUUGAAAACCAGAUUUGUCCUAAUUGACUUCGCAUCUGAGAUUAAAAACACACAGUGGGCAGAGCCGCACACUAGGCUGUUUGGAAGAAGGACCGGGGGAGCAGCUCAUGCUCUUGGGCUCGGUGGCUGGACCUGAAUCUGUGUCGGUGAUGGUGCUGUUCUCCCAGGGGGCUUUGGGGCCAACGAUGGAACUCCAUCUUCUCCCUGGUGGUCAGGAUUCUUUAACCUCCCAGGUUGGAAGUGGGUUUGGUAAACAAUCAGGACAGGCAGGUCAGGUCAGGUCACCAUUUCUGCGUUUAGGACGCUGAGGCAGCCUUUGAAGCUGGUGGUGUGAACUCCAGCUCCCUAGCAGGAUGUGUUGAAGGACAGCUAUUGGGAUGUGUGGGUUUUCUCGUUUACGUUCAUUUAAACCGUUGACUGUCACGGUCUUAAGUAGUCACAUGGCUUCUCAUCUCGUAGAGCCCUUGUCACCGUCCAGGAUCAGGUGUGAUACCCUAGAGACCAUUUAAUGUCUAGCUUCUUUUUUUUUUUUUGCAGUGGGAACCAUUUAAUCUGCAUACGGAGACUUGUAUUUAUCGUGAUUCUUUCUACCAGAGGAACAAAGGGGGCCCUGCAGGAAGGGCUUCUUUUUUUUUUAAAUUUUAUUUAUUUUUUUAUACAGCAGGUUCUCAUUAGUUAUCCAUUUUAUACAUAUUAGUGUAUACAUGUCAGUCCCAAUCGCCCAGUUCAUCCCCCACCCCCCCACCCUAAUGUCUAGCUUCUUAGUUGCUUCUUAUUUAUAUCUAAAUUUAACUUGUACAUGGUUUUCUUUCUUAGCCUUGCAAAGACUAUUAACAGACAAUCCACCAUCAACUUUUUGCCUCCUUCCCAAGUUCCUGUACCUUUACAAUAAUACUGUAGGUCUUUAGCAGCAAGUGGUGGCCUGUCAUUUGCGUUUUCAUUAAAUCCAGGCUCGCUUUUAGCCUGUUUCCUGCUGGCCUUUAAGGCUGCGGGCUUCAGUCCCCGUCGGUAAAGAAAACAAAACGUUGCCGCUAGAGGGAGCUGUCAGCCAUUGGUCAGCUGGCCAUACAGCAGCUGGAGAUGGCCACAGCUGGAGAUGGCCGUGGAGCCCACCUAGGCCUCUGUCAGCAUCCAGAGAUGCUGGAGACAGGGCGCUCUGGUCAGCUCCAGGUGUGCCAGUCAGACUGGCAACGGUGCAUCCGCCUGGUGUGUGUGAUUAUCAGUGGCGAUGGCUUGGGCUUACUGUCAUUUCCACUGUCUGAUGACUCAGGAUGGGUAGUGAGUUCUGCGCUGGAGAUACUGUUAACAAAAACUCAGUCAUUUCUGCAUGUGAUUUUUAAAGCAGGUCAUGCUUAUUUUAAGAAAAUUAAAGGAAUAUAUGACUUAGAACAAGAACCCUUAGUCACUGAUUUUGUGGUUCUUGAAAAUCAGCUGUCUAGAUCUGUUUCCAGGACAGGUAGACAUGAAAAUGAAAAGAUUCUCCAAUUCUAGGGUUGAUUUUAUUUUGUGAAGACAGGUAGUUCUGUUUCCAUCGGUCCCCCGAUAGGCCUCGGGGGCAGACACCACUGUAUCCUCUGAGACCCCAGCUUAGAACUGAGGACUUAGGAAAGGGGAGACGGGUCGGUGAACUGCCUCUUGAGGUGCCUUGGUGUUUGAAAAAUCGAAUCCUGGAAGUAGCUGGCCAGAGAGGACAUGGGGGUGGUGGGGCCCCAGCUGAAGCAAGGGAGCCCGCUGCCGCUCCUGGGGUCCCUGUGACAGGCGGGUCCUCACCCUUCCGGGCACUCAGGUUUCUGCCCGACAGAUGGCGAGAGGACCAAGGGACAUGGGGCGGUGAUUCUUAAAGCAUCUGGUAGUUUCCCUUAGAUUCGGUUGAGGCCAUGUAGUGGUUAAGGCAGCAGGUUUUGAUGUUGGAGCUCUGAGUUCACCUUCUGGCUGGGCCGCUGGCUAGCAGUGUAGCUUUGAGGGCGUAUCUAACCUGAGCCUGUGUCCUCUAAGAUGGGCGGAUAGCGCUUCCCUCGGGGCCCCUGCGUGAGGAGGGUGAGAGGCGUGUCUACAGCAGGCGAAGCAGUAACUCUUAGCAUGCGGCCUGUCUCUAAGGGUUGUAAAUCCAGAAGGCAGGACCACGAUUGUGUCCCUCACAGUCACACUGGGACAAAGCAGAAACUGUCGCCAUCGGAAACCAUCUUACCUGGCGGUCCCCGGGCCGGUUUCCCUUAACACCGUUCUUCCUGCUGCGGGUCCUGCUCAGGGCUCCGGAGAGGAAGGUCCCAGGGCUUCCACCGAUCACCCGCUCCUGGGAGUUUCUCAUAAACCCCACUAACUGCUUUCAAAGUUGUGUGACCAGUUCACCCGUGAAGGAACUGAUCCUGAAGUCCACCAGCACCGAAUCACUGCUGAUGCUGUGAUGCUGUUUCGUCCAGUACUUUGCUAAAAUGCACGUGUGUGUGUUUUAUAAAACUGGUGUCCAACUGUAUGUAUGGUUUCUAUCCAGCUCUUUUCACUUAAUAUGUGAACUUCUGUAUCAUUAAAUAUUUUUGAGAAUGUGA
Molecule: messenger RNA, 5301 nt
Organism: Mesoplodon densirostris (Blainville's beaked whale)
Lineage: Eukaryota; Metazoa; Chordata; Mammalia; Artiodactyla; Ziphiidae
Gene: NOL9
Product: nucleolar protein 9
Exons: 12
Coding region: 28-2100 (690 amino acids)
Biological process (GO): cleavage in ITS2 between 5.8S rRNA and LSU-rRNA of tricistronic rRNA transcript (SSU-rRNA, 5.8S rRNA, LSU-rRNA)
Cellular component (GO): nucleus
Molecular function (GO): polynucleotide 5'-hydroxyl-kinase activity
Source: RefSeq, a predicted model, not a curated record